GAAACGCUGUUCUAUGGUUUUAACCCUUUUGAGGAGGUGGCAAAGGAGCAGAGAUUGAAGCCAGAGUUUCCUCCCCUUCCUGAUCUGGGACCUCUGCUAACCAUGGAGAACAUGGAAGCAAUCAUCCUCGUGAUCCUGGCCACCCACAGCUUGGUCCGGCUCCACUUGCACCGGGGGGGCGUCGCGGCCCGAGCCCGGAGGACCAUUCGUCGAGUGAUGGCCCACCAUAUCUCACUCCUCCACCAGCUCCUGCCAGACAUCUGUCCCGAGAGUGAGACUAGGCUGAUUGCCGAGGAGCUGGACGCCGGGCCACACCGCUUCUGGUCCCGCCAGAUCACCCAGGACUGGUGGGAGCGGGUGGUGCUGGAGACCUGGGAUCCCGACCAGUGGCUGCAGAACUUCCGCAUGACCAAGGACACCUUCCUGGAGCUCUGCGAUGCACUUCGGCCAGAGCUGCACCGCCAGACCACCACCAUGAGGGCCCCGCUGAGCGUGGAGAAGCGGACAGGCAUUGCCCUCUGGAAGCUGGCCACCACCGAGUGCUACCGGGCAGUAGCUGACCGCUUUGGAGUUGGGCGCUCCACCGUUGGAGAGGUCUUCAUCGAAGUCUGCCUGGCAAUUGAGAAGCUCCUCUUCAAGAAGUUGGUGGUUCUCAAAGACCCUCAGGAGGUUAUGGCGGGAUUUGCGAAUAUGCGCUUCCCAAACUGCGUGGGGGUUGUGGACCGGACCCAGAUCCCCAUCCUCUGUACGGUGCGGAAGGGGACCAGCGUCAGCCAGAAGGGCUUCUUCCCAAUGUCGUUGCAAGCCCUAGUGGACCACAGGGGCCGCUUCGUCGAUAUCGAACUCAGCUGGUGUGGAAAAGAUGAAAAUGCCUCCUUCUUCCGUAACCAGGUGCUGUGCGAUGGCAUGGACCAGGGGUCUUUCGUGCCUGGGAAUCCCACCGUGACCAUCAGCAAUGUCGAGAUCCCCCCAUUGAUCUUGGCUGACACCAACUAUCCCUUGAAGCGAUGGCUUAUGACUCCCUUCACCGACAACCUCGACCCGUCCAAAAGGCGUUUCAACUCCCGCUUGGAGGACUGCAAGAAGAUCGCCGAACUCGCCUUUGGGAGGCUGAAGGGCCGGUGGAAAUGCUUGGCCACGCGCUUGGAGGUGUCAGAAGACAAUAUCAUCCCUGUCGUCGUGGGGUGUGUCGUCCUCCACAACAUCUGUGAGAACCGCGGGCACGAUUUGGUGGAUGCGCUGUGUUCGGAAGACCAGAGUGUGUUUGACCAGGCCCCAGAGGGACUACUCUCCUUCCCAACGUCCCUAGAAGAUCAGCAGAAUGGGAUCCUAGUGAGAGAUACUCUAGCAAACUACUUUAUGAAUAGUGCCUAACUCAUCUUUCAAGGACUUUGCGACAACAAAGGCACCAUUGUUUCAAAUGCCUUCUUUGACCAUUCAGCUAAGGAUGGCGAAAUGCUUCCAGAAGAAGAUGAGUUAUCCAUUCUCAAUCAAGAGAGGAUCUCUUAAACAAGCAAGAUGUCAAAAGAGAUGCAGGAGCGGAGUAGAAAAUAAAGGGUUUUUUUACUUUAUUUCCCUCUAGAUAGAUAUCAUAGGCCGCCCACUUGAAGGUUGAGCAUCCACUCUCAAACAAGAGAAGGCAAGAGAGGAUCUCUUAAAGAAGCAAAACACCCAAAAUGAUGCAGGAGUGGGGUAGAGGAGAUACACUUUUAUGGAGGUUAUGGAUAAAGAAUGAGUGUGUGAGUUGUUUAUUGUACUAGCCACAGGCCAUAACAUCAAAUAAAAUACAACUCUUAAAAGUACAGUAUACACUUUCCAAUAUAAACAUUAAAACUUUUUAUCUAAA
Messenger RNA from Anolis sagrei ordinatus, 1846 nucleotides. RefSeq lists its product as uncharacterized. NCBI's taxonomy places the organism in Eukaryota, Metazoa, Chordata, Lepidosauria, Squamata, Anolidae. The record is from RefSeq and is a predicted model, not a curated record.